This is a messenger RNA of Pygocentrus nattereri (red-bellied piranha), 728 nucleotides long. RefSeq lists its product as uncharacterized. Gene Ontology annotation, molecular function: protein binding. The transcript is spliced from 6 exons. NCBI's taxonomy places the organism in Eukaryota, Metazoa, Chordata, Actinopteri, Characiformes, Serrasalmidae. Bases 36 to 728 code for a protein of 230 amino acids. The record is from RefSeq and is a predicted model, not a curated record.
CAGCGCGGAGGAGACGGCGCGUUUAUCACGGCGCCAUGAACGCCUUCAUGUUCGACUUCCUCUGGCACGGAAAGUUCUGGACUAUUGAUGCUGCAAGGGACGAUGGCAGUCUUGGAAGACUGGUUAAUGAUGACCAUAUUAACCCCAACUGUAAAAUGAAGAGACUCAUCGUGGAGGGAAGGCCACAUUUGUGCCUGUUUGCUUUAAGAGACAUCACACCUGGAGAGGAGAUUACGUAUAAUUAUGGAGAUGGUGAUUGUCCGUGGAGGAGUGAAGUGAUAAAAAGUGGAAUGGAAGCGGACAACAAUCAUCUGGAGUCAGAAGGUGCCUCUGGAGAUGAUCAGCACUGCAUCAAGCCUUCGCAGCACAAAUCUGCUUUUGGCGUCCAGAUGAAAAAAAAUGCCGGCAGUAAUCGUCUGGAGUCAGAGGUUGCCUCUGAAGACGAUCAGCAUCGCACUCAGCAUUCACAGCUUGAGUCUACUUUCUGUAGCGAGAUGACAAAAAAUGGAAUGGAAAAAGACAGUAAUCGUCUGGAGUCAGAGGUUGCAUCUAGAGACGAUCAGCACUGCACUCAGCAUUCACAGCUUGAGUCUACUUUCCUCAACCAGAUGACAAAAAAUGGAAUGGAAAAAGACAGUAAUCGUCUGGAGUCAGAGGUUGCCUCUGGAGACGAUCAGCACUGCACUCAGCAUUCACAGCUUGAGUCUACUUUCCUCAACCAGGUAUGA